AUGUUUUCCUUGACUUCUGCAGAGGAGCCAAGCAAGCCGAAGAAGAAGAAAGCAAAAACCAGCGCUGCAGCAGCGACUGAGGCACGCAAGCCGGUGUCUGGGGUGUCAGCGGCUGAUGUCAGCGCAUGGGAGGGGCUGGGGCUAGGGCCGGGGGUGCUUGGUGCGAUUGGAGGGCUAGGGUUUGGGGAGCCGACGCCGAUCCAGCGCGAGUGCCUGCUGCCGGCCAUCCGCGACCGCCGUGAUGUCAUCGGCGCUGCGCAGACGGGCUCCGGCAAGACACUGGCUUUUGGCCUGCCCAUCCUGCAGCUGAAGGGGAGAAAGGGUGGGGGCCUGUUGAGAGCGCUGAUCUUGGCACCCACCCGCGAGCUGGCCAUGCAGGUGUCAGAACAUCUGCAGGCGGUGGCAAAGCCAGUGGGCGUCUGGGUGGCGCCGAUUGUUGGAGGCAUAUCGCCGCCAAAACAGGCGCGCCUGCUCGGCCGGCGGCCUGCCAUCGUUGUAGCCACCCCUGGGCGGCUGUGGGAGCUGAUGCGGCUGGGGGAGCCCCACCUUGCAGACCUGACUGGACUCUCCUUCCUAGUCCUGGACGAAGCCGACCGUAUGGUGCAGCAAGGCCACUUCCAGGAGCUCACGUGCAUCGCACACGAGGCAUGCCCGGCGGAUCUCCUGCAUGCAUCUUUCGCUUCCAAAGAGACUACACUGAUGGACCGGAUGCCCUUCCGGCCCAAGCCCAAGAUCGUGGACCUGACAAGCGAGCGCAAGCUGGCCGACAAGGCACGUUCCCUCCUCACAUUUGCUGCGCCCCUCUCCGAGGAGGAACGGGACGAGGUGCUCUACUAUCUGCUAGCAGCGCACCCCGGCCGCACACUGGUCUUUGUCAACGCCGUCUCAACCGCCCGCCGAGUCGCCGCUCUGCUCAAGCUCCUCAAGAUGCCCUCCUCUGCGCUGCACGCAGGCAUGCAGCAGCGCGCGCGGCUGAAGGCGUUGGAGCGGUUCCGCGCGGAUGACACGGCUGUCCUAGUGGCGAGUGACGUGGCGGCGCGCGGCCUAGACAUCCCGGGGGUGCGAUGCGUGGUGCACUACCAGAUUCCGGCCAGCGCUGAUGUGUACGUGCACCGCAGCGGCCGCACGGCGCGCGCCGCUCAGGACGGCCUGGCCGUCGCACUCGUAACUCCCCGCGAGGCGCCGCGAUUCGCCGCUCUUCUAAGGGUGAGUCAGGAUUUUUGGGGCGUCGAUUGUGCUGUGCACACCGUAAUACUCACUUCCUUGCUCACUCAAAUUACUGGCACUUUUGGGGAGCAGGACAUGUAUAUAUAUUCUGCUGUCUUGCAGCAUGCUCUUGUCUUUCUCGUCUCACUGCACCCUAUGUGGCGAAACAUGAUAUAA
This is a messenger RNA of Coccomyxa subellipsoidea C-169, 1383 nucleotides long. Its product is annotated as P-loop containing nucleoside triphosphate hydrolase protein. Gene Ontology annotation, molecular function: RNA helicase activity; nucleic acid binding; ATP binding. Gene Ontology annotation, cellular component: nucleolus. The record is from RefSeq and is a predicted model, not a curated record. Bases 1 to 1383 code for a protein of 460 amino acids. The transcript has 10 exons. NCBI's taxonomy places the organism in Eukaryota, Viridiplantae, Chlorophyta, Trebouxiophyceae, Coccomyxaceae.